Messenger RNA from Panthera uncia (snow leopard), 2203 nucleotides. It is a transcript of the gene DMRTA1, whose product is annotated as DMRT like family A1. Gene Ontology annotation, biological process: sex differentiation; regulation of transcription by RNA polymerase II. The transcript has 2 exons. Gene Ontology annotation, cellular component: nucleus. The coding region runs from base 1 to 1488 and encodes 495 amino acids. Lineage: Eukaryota; Metazoa; Chordata; Mammalia; Carnivora; Felidae. Gene Ontology annotation, molecular function: RNA polymerase II cis-regulatory region sequence-specific DNA binding; protein binding; DNA-binding transcription factor activity, RNA polymerase II-specific. The record is from RefSeq and is a predicted model, not a curated record.
AUGGAGCAGUCACAGUGUGGCAGCAGAGACCGCAGCGGCAGCGGCCGACCCCACCUGGCCCCGGGGCUGGUGGCGGCCGCCCCUCCGCCCCCGUCUCCGGCGUUGCCAGUGCCCCCGGGGAUACCGGUUCCUCCAACUUUCCUGCGGCCGCCCAGCCUCUUUCUGCGGGCAGCCGCAGCCGCCGCGGGAAGCGGGGGCUGCGCGCCGGCUCCCGGACUGGAGAGAGGGGUGGGCGCCGUGGGCUGCGGCUAUCCGCGGACACCCAAGUGCGCCCGUUGUCGCAACCACGGCGUCGUGUCGGCACUCAAGGGCCACAAACGCUUCUGCCGCUGGCGGGACUGCGCGUGUGCCAAGUGCACCCUGAUAGCCGAGCGCCAGCGCGUCAUGGCCGCCCAGGUGGCGCUGCGCCGGCAGCAGGCCCAGGAGGAGAGCGAGGCCCGGGGGCUGCAGAGGUUCCUGUACCCGGGGCCCUGCGGGCCCGGGGGUCGGACACCCGGAGGCGGCAGCCGAACGGAGAAUUCCCAGGCCUCGAGCGGCCGUGUGGCGGUGACGACGCUGGGACUGGGUGCCCUGAGACACACUGAUCUGGCGACCCCUGCUUUCCAAGUUGUCCAGCCAGAUGAUAUGGAGGAAAACCAAGAACUAAAAGAGAGUAAAUAUGAAUCAUGCCAGAGUGGACAAGAAGAGCCAGUCUCCAAAUCCCAUCAACGUACUCUGGGAUCCUCUCCUAAGCCUAAUGGUGUCAUUGGAAAACAAAACAUCAGGCCGUCUAUUUCAGAAAACUCAACCAAGGAUGAUAGCAUUCAGCCUCCUCACCCUGGGGAGUUAUCAGGAGGGGAAGAGAGUCCCAGGUCCCUGUCAUCAUCUGAUUUGGAAUCAGGAAAUGAAAGUGAGUGGGCCAAAGACUUCACUGCUACCAGAGCCAGCCUUCCCACACUGUCCUCAAGACCAAGAGACCCUCUUGAUAUCCUUACCAGGAUUUUCCCAAGUUAUAGGCGUAGCCGACUAGAAGGCAUUCUGCAGUUCUGCAAAGGGGAUGUGGUCCAAGCCAUUGAACAGGUCCUAAAUGGGAAGGAGCACAGACCAGACACCAGGGACCUAGCAAGCUCAGGAGAAUUGGCAAAUACAGCUUUUCAGAGAGCUUCAAAUUUUAGUUUAGGUGGAAUUGGUUUUGGAACUCUAGGGAAUAAAUCAGCUUUUUCUCCUCUUCAGACUACGUCUGCCUCUUAUGGAGGUGAUUCACAUCUCUACAGCUUAAACCCCAGACUAGGUAUCAAUCCGUUACGGCUGGCAUAUUCCUCUCCAGGAAGAGGGCUAUCUGGUUUUAUGUCUCCUUACCUAACUCCGGGGUUGGUACCAGCACUGCCUUUUCGGCCAGCUUUGGAUUAUGCAUUUUCAGGAAUGAUUAGGGAUUCUUCCUACCUUCCUAGCAAAGACUCCAUAACUGGUGGCAGAUUGUAUUCCAGGCCAAAUCAGGACAAUCUGUAAUAUUUCUGCCUAUUCUCCCUUUCUGGAACAUUUCUAGAAGCAUGCAACACAACCCUCACAUCCACAGCUAUUAAUGUGUACAUUAUGUAUGUGAGUGGAUGACUAGGCCUUAUAUUUCUUUUUACAACCAAUAUGAUAGAUUUGAGAUCUAAAGACUUUUCUUUAGCAUUUAUUAAGUGAAAGAAGCAUUUAAACAUUAUACGUGCCUUGAAUAAAGCCAUUUCAGGAAAUAUUUUUACUUUAAUGAAUUUUCUCCCUAAAAUAUCAGUUGUAAGAAUUCCUGUUUUAAAACUAUACUUGUUUUUAUUUUAUUGAAAAAUGGAGUUUAUAGUUGUAAAAUGUUUAUAAGGGUUAAAGUAACCCGGUAUAUAAAAUGAACUAACAGGAAGAAUUGAAAAGUUGAGGUAAUUCCAAAUAACUAUUACUUUGAACUUUUUCUUCCCUUCUGUUCCUUGUACACAGGAGAGAAAAAACUUAUUUAAAGUAUUUUAAAGAAUUUUAUUCACAUUUAAGUGGUUAGUAAUAAGUAAAACUUUUGAGAAAUUUAAAUUCCUUAUUUUUUUUCUGUAUGUUUUAUUUUCAUUCAUUUGUGCCAUUUGUGAUAACAAGCGCCAUUAAUAAAACAUUUCUCUUUAAAGCGAACUUUGCAAAUCACACAAAGCCUGUGAACUAAAUUUUAGGAAAUGCGACUGCACCAUCUCCUGGCCACUAUCAC